UGAGGCGCUAACAAAUCCCCCUCGGAGUCACCUCCUUUCUUCUUCUUCUUCCUCGUCUUCUUCGUCUUCUUCUUCGCCGGCGAUGGCUUAGCCCGUCCCCUCAUCUGAUCCUUCCCAUUGUGCGUGUCGUGUCGACAACCGAGUUGACACCACGCUCACGAGAUUUCUCUUUCCCUCGUGGAAUUUGUCCCGGUCUGGUUGGGGAUUGUCUGGCGUGAGCGCUAACAGAUUCCACUGCGCGUCUGGGAGGGAUUCUGUUGGCGGUGUGAAGCAGAAGGUGGUUUCGCAUGCGGUGAAACGGUAGACGGAUGAUUUCCAUUUGUGGGACUUUUGCUUUCAGCUUGUAGUAGAGGGAGUAAGGAUAGCGUCGCGUCCCAUUUGUACUGUAUGAGUGUGGGUUCGAUUUGUGAGGAUUUCAGAGUUUGAUAUUGGGGCGAAAGUUGGUAAAAGAAACGUUUGAAGCAUUCGAAUUUGAAGCGAUUUUGGUGGCUGUGAAGUUGAAGAGCCGUGUGGUUGGGAGAAUUGGUGCAGUGUUGAAGUUGUAAAGCCAAAUUUGGAGUUCUGUUCUGGACAUGUGUUUUACAGCUUCUGGGAAAAGACUGGUUGGCGAUGUAACUCAGACUUAGGGUUGUGAGUCAAUUUUUACGGACUCACCUAGUACACACUGAGUUGUUGUAGAAUCUACUGUUACACCCACCCUGGGUUGUAUACACGUCUGUCGAUCCCGAAUAUCGUGACGGAUUUGUUAAGUAAAUUUGUUGUUACGCACUGGGGAGCGGGGAAGUGGAAGAGUAGUUGGAGUGUAGCUUUGAAAGCAUCUUCAAGGAAAGGAGGUUGCCUUUCUUGAUCCAGGGUUAGGGAAUCGAGUAUGCAAUGAAUUCGAUUUCGAAGACAGAGAGAGCUCAUCAGAAGUACAGGGCGGGACAGUAUGCCGAGGCACUUCAAUUAUACACAGAGGCCCUGAGUGCUGCGACCCAGCUUAAUCAUCAGAUCGCGCUUCACAGCAAUCGUGCAGCAUGUCACCUCAAGCUUCAUCAGUACAAGCUGGCUGCGGAGGAAUGUAGUGCAGUUCUGGAGCUCGACGCCAAGCAUGCAGGAGCGUUGAUGCUGCGAGCCCAGACCUUGGUUGCAAUGAAAGAUUAUCACUCCGCCUUGUUCGAUGUCAACCGCCUGCUCGAAACAAAUCCUAAUUCUGAAGUUUACCGCAACCUGCGAGAGCGACUGCGGACCCAGAUAGCCUUGACUCCCAUCCCAGAAGCAGACGACGAGACUCCUCCUGACUCACCCACUCACCAGCCGAUGCAAAGAAAGCUGCCUGUUUUAGCAGCGCCUCCUAAACCCCAAGGUUGGGCUGCAAUUCCCAAGCCGAAGGGACACAGUGGUGUAGAUUACUCCAAAUUUGCUAACCUGGGAGAUGAUAUCAGCAGUGAUGAGGAGGAAGAGGACGAGCAGCCUCAAUACCGAUAUCGACUCGGCAAAGUUGGUUUGAGCAACUUUCGAACCGUGUAAGAUAGUCACCAAUAUGUGCUUGAGAUCUUUCUGAAGCUAGUAUCAACCAUUGUAUAAAUAUGAGAUUCAUAUGUCACUUUCGCUACAGCCGCCUCUAGCCAAGGGGCGAGUUUUUGUUUGAGAUUGUAUUUGCAAGGCAAUCCUUCAUUGCAUGGGAUAUAAAACUCAACCAGAAGUAUCUGAAUUCAUUGCGCAGUA
This is a messenger RNA of Physcomitrium patens, 1707 nucleotides long. RefSeq lists its product as uncharacterized. The record is from RefSeq and is a predicted model, not a curated record. Gene Ontology annotation, molecular function: protein binding. Lineage: Eukaryota; Viridiplantae; Streptophyta; Bryopsida; Funariales; Funariaceae.